AUGGUGCGGUUGGCAGAUGUGCUGGGACACAUGAAACCUGGACAAAAGACUUUCCUCCUUGCGAAGAGGAAGUCAGUCCGUCCAGCAGGCAGUUCAGGAACAGAGAGGAGUCUCAAAGCAGCGGAUGUGACUAUCAGACUGCCCCCUCUCAUCAGAGGGGCUCAUCAGGAGGAAGAGGACGAUGAAGAGGAUACUCAGAGUUUAAAGAGCCUGCCCACUGUGAAGAGCACGUUAGCUUUUGACUCAAAAGUCAAAAGGUCACACAGACACCCAAAGGAACAAGUCAUCUCUGGCCUCAACCUGCCACCUCUCAUCACUUCCAAAUGCACCCUGGUGGUCAAAGGCACUGGAUGCACUAGUUCCAGGGGUUUUCUUCCAGCCAUCACAUCCAGAAGUCUGGAGAGGCCACCAUGCCGAGCUGGACGCAGGCCAGAUAAACCAGAAAGUUGUGCAACUCAGCAUGUCCACACAACGGGUCAUCCUCAGAAUGCACCUAUAGGUGAAAUCCAUUUUUCUGAAAAGACACUGAAUAUAAGAGGAGGCUCUCAGUUGCUGCCCUCAUCUUCAGCCAUCCCUGAGGUGCACCCUGCAACCCGCAUCACCUUCCACAGUCCAGUGGUACAGGCCAUAUACCCUAUCACUCCCGACACAGCAAAAGAGACGAGGCAAAUCACAAGAACUCACCAGCCUCUGAGGCCUGUGCUCAAAAAGGCCCAGGUGACCAACAGAAGAGCUUUUCACUUCCUGUUGGAAGACAGCUACAUCCCCUGUCCAGGUGAGCCACACCUGUUAGAGCCACUGUCCGAUUUUCAGGAGCACCUGCGUCGCCAGAUUCUCAACUCCCCCCUGCCCUGCCACACAACACUGCCACAAGUCCACUCCCAUUUCCACUUGCACCAGAGGGACUGCCCACACCCGGGUCCGUACAGUUCCACUGUGGGACGCACUGUGGAGCUUUGCAACUCAAAGGGCAAACGACUUCCCAGAAUUACCAUGACCUGUCCGACACCUUCUCCCAAAGACAUACACCACACAGAAAAGAGGCAUGUGGCUUGAUUUCUUAAAAUCAAUUUUUAGGCAAGUUUCCCCUUAACCCAAAAUGUGUUGAUUAUCCCAGAUUAUGUUUGGCGUCCAAAAAAACGUCUUCUUUAGUUUUUUUACUGGAGCUACAAGGCUAAUUUAGCUAACAAGUACUGGAAACGUAUGUACAACAGUUAACACUGCAAAACUGCAUAUAUAAAUCACACACUUGCCACAAACUAUUCAAGCUGCUAAAUAAUCUCUAACAUACUUAAAUGGUUUCUGACACUAUAUGACCUAUAAAAACAGUAGUAGAAGCCACUAUAAUGGUUAAACCUCUUUAAAUGUCCCCAGGAGGUAGGUUUUUUAA
This is a messenger RNA of Colossoma macropomum (tambaqui), 1390 nucleotides long. RefSeq lists its product as uncharacterized. The transcript has 6 exons. Bases 1 to 1056 code for a protein of 351 amino acids. NCBI's taxonomy places the organism in Eukaryota, Metazoa, Chordata, Actinopteri, Characiformes, Serrasalmidae. The record is from RefSeq and is a predicted model, not a curated record.